UGUCGCCAGGACUCUCUUUUUGAAUUAGAGAAAAGACGACAAAGAAAAUCAAAGUGAGACAAGAAAGAAAAAAAGCUAAAAAAAAAAAAAUUCGCUCGCAACAGUCAUUGUUGUUGUUUAUCAGAAUCAGCCUUGUUUCCUUUUUUCUUCCCUUCUCUUGUUUCCUCGUGUCUUCCAGCUCAGCUAAAUUCGUUCUGAUCGGACAAAGUCCUACCACCAACAUGGGUAGCGGCCUUGGACAACGGCCACUCUCCGAAGUGAGCCCCAUGGCGCAGAGACGCAAUUCGCCGAUUUGGAACCAAAGUAAUAAAGCGAUCAAGCACGAGCCAUCCCCCCACGAUGCUCCGGCGUCGCCUCGACUAUUUUGGAAAGGUCGUGAAUCUGGGUCACCGUUCCAGAAGAGUUCAGAAAACCAGGCUCCUUAUGACCCGGAUUCCACCUUUUCGCCUUCUAGACGCGCAUCGCUCGAAAACCUGAAGCGCCAGUCGCGGGUGCGCAACAGCAACAUGCUGCGUGACUACAAGCAAGAGUACGAUCCGGCCACUGUGUACGUUCCACAACGGCCCUUAGCUCCAAGACGGUCUCCAGAGCGACAGUCCCAGACGGGUGCAUCGCCGGAAAAGCCCAAUACUCAGGAUGAUACCCUGGUCGGGCCGCGACCGCCUUCCCCCAGCAAAGAUCAAUCGGCUCCGGCCAAAUCUUCUUUAUCGCGGGCAAGCCGUUUCGGAGCCAAGGAUUGGGGAUUUGAUCCGGAGAGCGAGAUCUGGUCCGAUCUCGAUCGCCACCCGAAGAGCGUCACCUUUGACGCGGCCCCGCCGCAGGUCAACGAGUAUGUGAUGACCACCCCGGAUCCGUCCUCCGUUGCGUCGGACUCUCGCGAUGGCAGCUACGACACCGAGGACGACGAAGGAGAUAUGAGCUUUGACCGUGACUCGUCCUUUGACCGUGAUGAUAGCUUUGAUGCUUCUUUGGAGGACCUCGAAAAGACCCCGGUCGUUUUGCCUGAAGAUUGGCGCUACAUGAGCCCCUCCAAUGCAAACGAGGCCCUCGUCAAGGAAGAAGAGGACCCUUUCACUGAAGACGAAGAAAACCAUAGCCCCGAUCCUCGUCCAUCGUCUGCUCAAGGGUUGUCGAGGCGUCACUCCCGCGUUGAGUCAUUGGACUCCAACGGGGAACGGCGUCCACUACCCCCGCUCCCGAACGGGACCCCCCAGCCGGCCGCUCAGCGACCCACUUCUCCCGGAAGACUAAGUGCCGCCUUCGAGCGAGGCACUGGGGCUCAGCGGGUGCUGCCAUCCCCGCCUGCAGCAGCAUCUUACACCAAGUCUGAUAUCACGGGGCGCAACUAUGCUUCAAUGCCUUUGGAGGAGAGACUGCGUCUGAUGAUGAUUCAGGAGAAGGAGCGCGCAAGCGUUGACUCCGACCGGACCCGCACCGAGGAACCUCAUCCGCGCCCAACGGAAGAUGAGGAAAGCGGCGAUGUCGAAACUCCCAAGGAAAAAUCUCAGGAAGAGAGUUUGGCGCCCAAGGAACCGCGGGAUCAUACCGAGGGUUUCUCGGCCCCUCAUAUUUCUAGAGACUCGAUCCUGCGAGACCUGCGUAAGAGUGAAAGCUAUCUGGACGACCCUUACGAGAAUUCCUCCCAGCCCGGAUCUAGCCCUCGUCCGAUGGGCUAUGACCCCGAUUACCCCAUUCCAUCAUUGGAACACGAUGACAUGUAUGAUGAUGACGACUUCACGGAUGAUGACACAGGCAGCGUGGUGAUCAAGCACGAGGAAAACGACGAUGACCUUUACGACGUACCUGAAUAUGAUGGGAUCAUGCCUCCAAAAGACCUCUCAUUCAAGAGCCUGCCGGAUAGGAGCGACGAUCAGAGCCACUAUUCCAGCCACUCCUUAGCGGCGGAUGCGGAGAAACAUGCCGAGUCUCCACCGGAUGAGGGGCAGACCACACCGAUUCCCGCGGACCAAGCUACACAAGAGAUCACCCAUAAUAUCCCGGAGAAGACCCAAGACGAGCCCCAGGUUCACAAACAAUCACCCCAGCAAAUGGAACCUCUCAGAACGUCACUCCAGCGCCCAGCUACUCCCGAGAUUGAUAGCCCUGUGUCGGCGCCGUCUUCCCCGGACUCGGUCAUUCGUCACUCGGUAGAGGACGAUAUUAGCGACAGUGAGAUCUCUGUAGAUGAUGAUGUUCCCCCGCCUAUUGCCACGGUAAAAGCCCACGGGGCCGGCCUGAAGACGCGGCCUUCGUUGACCCCGUUGGAUCUGCAAACGAUGGCCGCCACUAGACGCCAAGUCAGUGGCCAGGGUCCCCCGCCCGUGCCCUCUCUUCACAAGCAAUUGUCCAAUGAGAAAGAGCCCGAGCAAGCCUCUGAAGAUAGCCAACCCGAGGACCCGUCACCCCCCCAGCUCGGUGUUGAUGUUGCCCAGCGACAGAGCAGCCUCAUGAAGCUGGAUAUCCCGUUCAGCAUUCAAGAGGAAAGUCUUGGCUUUGGCCUGGACAAAGAAUUCGAUCGUGUCAUCGAAACCCAAAAGAAGGGCUACUUGACGAGACACAACACAAAGGUUGUCAUCGCCAGUAGCAGUAACGACGACGGAGUACCCCAAACCCCGGGCCAAGCACCCGCUGACGCUCGCAACCCCCGAUCCGCCGGACCCGCCCAGCGUAAGCCUAGCCAGCAGACCUGGACUACCGUUCCUUGGAACAGUGGUCCUCGUCGCGCUAGCAUCAGAACGCCCUCAGGCGCCAUCCGUAAAAAGCCCGUAUCAGGGCCCGCCCCUCCUCUCCCCGGUCAACAGAGCAACGUCCAGGAUGCCCCCGCCACCAUUGAGGAGACCGAGCCUGCCCUGAGCGGUGUCCUCGAGGAAGGUGAGGAACGAGGUCGUCUCUUUGUCAAGGUGGUAGGAAUGAAAUCCUUAGACCUUCCCCUUCCACGAGGCGAGCGCUCGUACUUCUCCCUUACGCUAGACAACGGCAUUCACUGUGUGACGACUGCCUGGCUCGAGCUGGGGAAGUCAGCACCAAUUGGACAAGAGUUUGAGCUCAUUGUGCAUAAUGACCUGGAAUUCCAGCUCACCUUGCAGAUGAAGGCGGACGAGGACAAAUUCCGUACCGAAGAAUCUGCGCCGACGGCAACACCAGCCCGGCAAAAGGCUUCCACCUUUAGCCGUGUCUUCGCUUCUCCCCGCAAGCGCAAGGAGAUGGAAAUGAAGCAGCAGCUGGCUUCACAGCAACAGCAAAAGAGCAAGGAUCCUAACGCCGCAGUCUGGGACAAACUGAGAACUCUCAUCGCCAGAGACGGUAGUUUCGGCCGUGCUUAUGUCUCGCUGAGUGAUCAUGAAAAACAUGCAUUCGGUCGUCCCUAUACUGUGGACGUGGCUUGCUUCAAUGAGUGGGCCGUCGAGGAACAGCCAAGCAGUGUCAAGAGCAAAAAGAGCACUACGAGUGCCGCCUCGCAGCGUCGACCUCCUUACAAGAUCGGCAAACUGGAGUUGCAGCUGCUCUUCGUCCCGAAGCCCAAGAAUUCCAAGGACGAGGACAUGCCUAAGAGCAUGAACGCGUGCAUUCGGGAGAUGCGCGAGGCUGAAACUGCUUCGGCUCGCACCUGGGAGGGAUUCCUGUCACAGCAAGGUGGCGAUUGCCCGUACUGGCGCCGCCGCUUUUUCAAGCUCCAAGGCUCCAAAUUGAUCGCCUACCACGAGACCAGCCGGCAACCGCGGGCGAACAUCAACCUAUCCAAGGCCGCGAAGCUGAUCGAUGACCGCAGCGCCCUCACCAAGAGGGAGACCUCCACCAGAGGCGGCGGUCGGCGUCGCUCAGCAUUCGCCGAAGAAGAAGAAGGCUACAUGUUCGUCGAAGAAGGCUUCCGGAUACGCUUCGGCAACGGCGAGGUGAUCGACUUCUACGCCGAUAGCGCUGCCGACAAAGAUGGCUGGAUGGGCGUCUUGGCCGACACAGUUGGCAAGGGCUCAACCAGCAGCAGCCAAGCCAAGCCGUGGACAGAGCUUGUCCUAAAGCGCGAGCGUAGCAUGAAGUCGUCGCGCCGUGAGACUCUGGACCGCACCAGCGGCAAGAGCAUGGGGGCACCUCCCCCUCCUAUUCCCAAGAAAGACGCCCCCGCUCCGCCUGCCACCGCGACGGGUCCUCCGCCCUCUGCAAUGGCUUCCCACCGUCCCUCGCGACCCCAACAUCGGCACACACAGUCUCAACCUGACGCUCGUGGCGCUGACGCCCGGAAGAAUAAGGCGCGUUCGUUGAUGUUCUAGAUCGAACAACGACGAAUCCUAGGACCUUUUCAGACGAUAAUCACAAGCAGUGAAGUCGUCCUUGUCUAACUUUCUUCCUCUAACCUCCCUUCCCUUCUCAUGUCACUAUGAUCCAACCAAAGCAACUGAUUUC
Messenger RNA from Aspergillus candidus, 4401 nucleotides. It is a transcript of the gene bud4, whose product is annotated as putative GTP binding protein (Bud4). The transcript has 6 exons. The record is from RefSeq and is a predicted model, not a curated record. The coding region runs from base 222 to 4268 and encodes 1348 amino acids. Lineage: Eukaryota; Fungi; Ascomycota; Eurotiomycetes; Eurotiales; Aspergillaceae. Gene Ontology annotation, molecular function: GTP binding.